This is a messenger RNA of Pararge aegeria (speckled wood butterfly), 1785 nucleotides long. RefSeq names its product BRISC complex subunit FAM175B-like. The transcript has 3 exons. Gene Ontology annotation, biological process: mitotic spindle assembly; attachment of spindle microtubules to kinetochore; protein K63-linked deubiquitination. Lineage: Eukaryota; Metazoa; Arthropoda; Insecta; Lepidoptera; Nymphalidae. Gene Ontology annotation, molecular function: microtubule binding; polyubiquitin modification-dependent protein binding. The coding region runs from base 147 to 1313 and encodes 388 amino acids. The record is from RefSeq and is a predicted model, not a curated record. Gene Ontology annotation, cellular component: nucleus.
CAUUGAAGUUUAAGGCUCCAGUCAGCCUGAUUUACUAACUCAAAAGUAAAAUUAAAUUAAUAAUUACCUUGUGUAUUAGUGUGAAAUCUGUUUAAUAAUUGCAUUAGUUUGAUUAGAAUGAACAAAUGAUUAAAGUGUAAUAUCCAAUGGCUUAUACAGAGAAGGUGUCCCUUAAUGGCACCGCACUCUCGUUUUUAUUAUACGAAUGUUUGAAUUCCGUGAAUUGUCAGGAGGGUUUCCUUAUCGGGGAUGUGACUUCACAAAUUACUAACCACAUUUCGGACUCCCAAAAUGACAGCGCCCGGUUAGACACCCAAAUCGUAAUAAGGACUGUAUUGCCAUUGCCAUCUGUUUCGUUAUUUUACCUACCCACCGGUACAAUAAAGGAAGAUACAUUAUCAGAAAUACUUUCAAGUGCUGCAACUGAAGUGGUUGGUUGGUAUAAAUAUAGGAAAAACAGCAGCAUUAAACCCACCUUCAGAGACAAAUUAAUAUCUAAAGGAUUACAAAAGUACUUUGAAAAGUAUCACGGGCGCAAAACUUUUGUUUCGUGCAACGUGUCAAGUAAAACAUCAUCCUCCGGCUCAACUCAUACUUUAAUAUACAGAUUUGGAAAAAUAAAUUGCUUCGAUAUGUAUGAGUAUGUGGAUGAUGUUACAGCAAAUUUGGGUGAAAAGCUUACUGGAUACAAAAAAUCCAACAGAGUAUCACCCCACUGUAUAUUUAACAAAAUAGUCAAAGAGAGCAAUGUUCAAAGUGAUAACACCGAUGAAGCAAUUCUAAAAAUCCAGGAGGCAGUUGAUGUUCGGCUAAUAAAGGAAGCCAAAAUAGCAUCUAAGAAUGAAAGUUCAAUCAGAGAAUUGGAAGCAGAAAUCAAACUAAUGAGUACAAUUUUGGCAGACAAACAAGUAUCAGAUCUUGACAAAGCAUAUAAAAAAAUUGUUGAAGAAAAACUUAUUAACAGAGAAGUUGAAAUGGCCCAAGCUUGUGUGGAGGCAUUAAAGAGUCCUACAACUUUGGACAUACUGAGUGUACCUAAUAUUUUAAUUGAUAGCAUUAGUGGCAAUUUAUCUGACGGUCUGACUUGUACCCAAGUGAAAGACAAUGAAGUGGAAGAAAGAAGUCCUACCCCUGUACGGAUGAUGCCAACAUUAAAUUAUGCUGCAGUGCUCAAGAAAAAUUCUGAUGCAGCUUCCACAAGUAAAAGCACCUUCAGUGAAGAUUUAAUCACCUUUGAUGUGAAAGAGAAUCAUUCUAAACCAAUCCUUAUCAAUGACUCUCCAAGUGGUGGCGGAAGCUCCCCAGAGUAUUGAAUGUGCCUUAUUGAUGUAUAAAAUAUAAUUAAGUUACCAUAAAACAUAACAUACUAACCUGUUAAUAAUCGUCUCAAAUAUUCAUGGUGUAAUAACAUUUUCUUGAUGUUCAGUGUUGUCAUUUCAAUAUUAUUGUUUCAAAAUUACUAUGCAGUAAUUGAUGAUUGUUUAGUUUGUUACUAAAUGUUGUUCCAUGAAAAAUGGUGUUCUGUAAUAAUUUCAGAUUCUACUUAAUUUACCAAAUUUGUCAAAUCUUUUCGAUUUAUAGCAUUAAGUAACCUUAGUUAUUAUUUAAACAGUUGUAUCAUUAAUGUUAUGAUAUGAUAUAUAAUUACAAAGAUCCUGUAUAUAGCUAUAUGUAAUUUCAAAAUGUUAUUAGAAAAUAAAUCAACAUGACGGGAAAGAAAGUAUUUUUGUAACAAAAAACAAUACAUGAUUUUCAAUUAUAUCCGAUUCAACUUUUGCAACUACA